Danio aesculapii is the source of this 3894-nucleotide messenger RNA. It is a transcript of the gene slc25a25b, whose product is annotated as solute carrier family 25 member 25b. Gene Ontology annotation, molecular function: ATP transmembrane transporter activity; calcium ion binding. The transcript has 11 exons. NCBI's taxonomy places the organism in Eukaryota, Metazoa, Chordata, Actinopteri, Cypriniformes, Danionidae. Gene Ontology annotation, cellular component: mitochondrial inner membrane. The record is from RefSeq and is a predicted model, not a curated record. Gene Ontology annotation, biological process: transmembrane transport. The coding region runs from base 510 to 2120 and encodes 536 amino acids.
UUUCGCCCGCCCAAGUACCGGCAUUCUCGUUGCAUCAGCUGUCACUCAGACCGCCAAUUCAAACCGGAUAACCUUUGAAAAAUCACAAACUCCAGUUUUUCGACCCGAGACGACGUUCAGAACGAUGUAUGAGCCGGAAUACGCCGAUUUGCCUGCGUUUUUCGCUUUAGUAGAACCAGGAGUACCGGCGGGACAUCCCUCCUUCCAGCUCAUCACUAUGACCGGGAGCCCGGAAUGCCGCUAUACCGAGUGAAUGAUCGAGCAAUCUAACCUCACUCCAAAACAUAUCACGCCGAUUGUCGAAGGGAAAAGGCUCAAAGUAAUCAAUAACCCUGUGGACAUAUUUGGAAGCUUAUCUGUACGCACGUCUGUCACGCUUCUUGGGUGAAAAUUAUCGCGUGCGCAGCCGUAGGCUCGCGUUCUCUCUCACACAGAGAAAGAGACAGAGAGACUGUACGGGAAACUGCUUUACCGGCCGCUAAAUCGGUCUGGAUUUUGGCGCGUGUGAAAUGCACAAGAGGAGCUCGAUCGUGUCGCCGUUGCUCAGUGGUGUUUUCUGCCAGUGCCGCCCAGAGGAGUAUCAGGGCUCGGACCCCGGGGGUGGCCGGACUCAGGGCUCCACGCUGGCCGCUGUAUCGGUCUCCGAGCACGGCCAUGAUGAGUCCUGCGACUCCCCGCAUCAGUGCCCGGUCUGCGGCGGACCAGAGCAGGAGCAUCGGCUGAAGGUGCUCUUCCAGAUCCUGGAUGUAAACAGGGAUGGAGGCAUCUGCGUCAACGACCUGACCAUCGGACUGAAGAAACUGGGCGUCCACCGCACUGAACAUGAACUUAUGAAAGUCGUCAAGGCUGGAGACAAAGACCUGGAUGGGCAGUUGGACUUUGAGGAGUUUGUCCACUACCUGAGGGACCAUGAGAAGAAGCUCCGGCUGGUUUUCAAGAGUCUUGACAAAAAGAACGAUGGUCACAUCGAUUCGCAGGAGAUCAUGCAGUCACUACGAGACCUUGGGGUUCAUAUAUCUGAGGAACAGGCUGAGAAGAUCCUCAAGAGAAUAAGGAGGGGUCAUAUUUGUGCCCCUAUAAUGUAUAUGGAUAAAAAUGGAACAAUGACGAUUGACUGGAACGAGUGGAGAGAUUAUCACCUCCUUCACCCUGCCGAAAACAUUCCCGAAAUCAUCCUCUACUGGAAACACUCUACGAUAUUUGACGUGGGGGAAAGUAUGUUGGUACCGGAUGAGUUUACGGCAGAGGAGAAGAACACAGGGAUGUGGUGGCGACACCUGGUAGCAGGAGGUGGAGCAGGCGCUGUGUCCCGUACCUGUACUGCACCACUGGACCGCCUCAAAGUUCUCAUGCAGGUUCACGCAACGCGCAGUAACAGCAUGGGCAUCGCUGGAGGAUUCGCCCAAAUGAUCCGUGAGGGUGGACUGCGCUCACUGUGGAGAGGGAAUGGUAUCAAUGUUUUGAAGAUUGCACCUGAAUCUGCUAUCAAGUUCAUGGCAUAUGAGCAGAUUAAGCGGUUGAUUGGCAGUAAUCAGGAGACGCUGGGGAUCCUGGAGAGACUGGUUUCUGGUUCUCUAGCAGGAGCAAUUGCGCAAAGCAGCAUUUACCCAAUGGAGGUUUUAAAGACUCGUCUUGCUCUGGGAAGGACGGGUCAGUACUCGGGAAUCGCAGACUGUGCUAAACAUAUAUUUAAGAAGGAGGGCAUGACCGCUUUCUAUAAGGGUUACAUUCCCAAUAUGCUGGGUAUCAUCCCUUAUGCUGGAAUAGACCUGGCUGUUUAUGAGACACUGAAGAACUCCUGGCUGCAGAGGUUUGCCACAGACAGCGCUGAUCCGGGUGUGUUUGUGCUGCUAGCUUGUGGUACAAUGUCCAGCACAUGUGGACAAUUAGCGAGCUACCCAUUAGCCUUAGUGAGGACACGCAUGCAGGCGCAAGCUUCUCAGGAAGGAAGUCCUCAGAUGACCAUGUCAGGACUCUUCAGACACAUUGUACGGACAGAGGGCGCUUUUGGACUCUAUAGAGGCUUGGCACCCAACUUUAUGAAGGUCAUCCCUGCUGUUAGCAUCAGCUACGUGGUCUAUGAGAACUUAAAGAUCACCCUUGGCGUUCAGUCCCGGUGAGAGAAACCCGAGCAAUGUUAAAUCCUGUUUUCUUUUUAUUACUGAAAGGGAUCAUUCGACAGUUUGCACUCAAGGAGAAAAGGAGCAUCAGUUGGCUAAGAAACAGCAUGCAUGAUGGGAAGACCAUAACUUUUUUUUUUUCCUCAAAGUUUUAAGCUCGAGGUUUGUUUUUGAUCCCUGAAUGGAAGAAUAACUGGAAUAUAUGAGAAAGCACUGAGAUAUAAUGAUCCAUACCUGCUUAAAACACAAUCCUAGCUGAAAGUAAAAUGUGAGCAUCUCUAUAUGACGUGUGUUUUGAAUCCCGACACCCCCUCAAUCCAACUCUGACGUCAUUUUAAAGGAACGCUCCAAUUCUUUUGGAAGUAGGCUCAUUUUAUCAAUCAUCUAGAGUUAAACUGUUGAGCACUGUUAGCUUAGCUUAGCAUAAAUCAUUGAAUCUGAUUAGACCAUUAGCCAUUCAUUGUAAAUUGAGCAUAUUUUCCAAAGAAAAGUGGAGUUUUUCCUUUAAGGAUAUGGUGUUGUGUUUGCUGUAGGGACCACAAGAUUGUAUUAAGUGUGUUUUAUGGGAAGGAGGAGUCACACACAUGAGCAAGAGCAAGAGUUACGGAAUCAUUUAGUACAUGCAACAACAACAAAAACAAAACAACUGCAUUCUUCAGUUCAUUAUUUAAAAAAACAACUGGAACUGGAUGAGCUAGAAGCUUUGUUAGAUGUGAUGCUAAUAAUCCUGGUGGAGCUCCGGCGUUCUCAUUCCACUGGAUGGCAGUGUUCAGUAAUGAAGUCUGGCACUUUCUUUUAAAAUCAACUAUAUACUUACAUUUCGCUCACAAAACUUACUGCUUUUAUGUUAUUCAACUUAUUUGUUUGUGUUAUUAGGCUAAAUUCACAGUUUUCAUGUUUUCAACGUUACAGAGAGCAACAAGGGGAACGUUUUCUUACUCAUCAAAUGGAGUCCCAGUUAUACUGCUGAGGACUUUUCUUUGAUAAUUUAUUUUUUAACGAUGUUUAUUUAUUUAAUUUAGAAGGUUAUUAGUAAAAGAAUUCAACAUAAAAUGAUCACUACACACUCCCCAUGAUGAUGGGCAGCUAAAUAGGUGUUAAGGAAAAAGAAAGUCUUUAACACUUUGGGUCCAGGUUGAAGAUGACUGAUUUGAGAAUCAGUUAGUCAGUGAUUCUCAACUUCAGACCCACCACUCUGCAUAUGUUUAUGUCUCUUUUAUUUACAUACACCAAAUUUGGUUGGGACCACUGAAUAAAAAAUAAAACCGUAAUUGUGACUUUAACUCACAAUUCUGACUUUUUUCCUCUCAGUUUGGACUCUCAUUUGCUAGUUGUUAAAACAGAAUUGCAGUACUUGCAUACUUGUAUAUCUAAUAAGUCAACAUUACAAGGAUAGACAGAUGGAAACCCGCAAUUCUGACUUUUUUUACAUUCAGAUGUGACUUUGCUUUCUCAGUAUUGUGAGAUAUAAACUCUUAAUUUUAUAAAUAUGAAGUCAAAUAUAGUUUUACCUUUAGGACUGAACUUUGUAAGUUGUUAUUACCAGUUUGUCUCAGUUUUGAGGAAAGAAAAUGUAGAAAAUGUGGGUUUUAUCCACCAAUUUGGACUUUUUUUUCCACAUACUGCUUUUCUCUCACCAUUAGGAGUAAAUAUCAAGCAAUUAUGUCUUAAUAAUGGGCAAUUGCACGUUUUUAUCAUGUAGUUUUGAGGAAAAGAAGCGGAAAAGUCAGAAAUGCUGGGUUUAUUUCUGCAAAAUUCACUAUUUUUCUCAUAA